Messenger RNA from Budorcas taxicolor (takin), 597 nucleotides. It is a transcript of the gene EDARADD, whose product is annotated as EDAR associated via death domain. The transcript is spliced from 6 exons. The record is from RefSeq and is a predicted model, not a curated record. Gene Ontology annotation, biological process: signal transduction. Gene Ontology annotation, molecular function: protein binding. Bases 1 to 597 code for a protein of 198 amino acids. Lineage: Eukaryota; Metazoa; Chordata; Mammalia; Artiodactyla; Bovidae.
AUGAUCGACAAUCAUUUGGCAAAGGAACCAGUGGAAGACACAGACCCCAGCACUAUAUCCCUUAAUACGUCAGACAAGUAUCCCAUUCAAGACACAGGACUCCCUAAAGAAGAGGAGUGUGAUCCAAUUACUUUGAACUGCCCAGCAAAUUCCGAUGUGCAGCACCAGGGAGAAGAAAACGGCUUUCGAGACAGUACUGGAGACCCCCUUUCAGAUGUGAGCAAGGAUGUGUCCUGCACGGAGACCUGUUCCUGUCCCUCCUGUUCGCUGCAAGUCCCCACCAUCAGCGACUUGCUCAAUGACCAGGACUUACUAGAUGUGAUCAGGAUAAAGCUGGAUCCCUGUCACCCAACAGUCAAAAACUGGAGGAAUUUUGCAAGCAAGUGGGGCAUGCCCUACGAUGAGCUGUGCUUCCUGGAGCAGCGCCCGCAGAGCCCCACCCUGGAGUUCUUGCUCCGGAACAGUCAGAGGACGGUGGGCCAGCUGAUGGAGCUCUGCCGGCUAUACCACCGGGCCGACGUGGAGAAGGUGCUGCGCAGGUGGGUGGAUGAGGAGUGGCCCAAGCGGGGGCGUGGAGAGCACCCCAGGAACUUCUAG